UGUGAGAUCAAAUGCCCUCAGAAAUGAAUCACUCUCGUAUGCCAACUGUUAUCUAUUUCCCCAAUAUUCGGGCCCCAUUAUCGAUACUUCCUUUGGGCCAUGAUUAUGAUAUCAGACACUGGGGUAUCUUUCCGAUAUCGCUAGUGUCCGUUGGACAAGUUAAAAACGGUAGCCCAUCUGGAAGACCAGUCCAAUCGAACGACAGUAAACGACGCGAGUACGCGAUAAAAUCACAGCAAAUCAGAAUUCCUCUGGGAUAACACUAUCCGAUUUAUAUUACUUAUAAACUAAAACAAAACAAAAGUUCUUAAAAUGGGUUGUCUAUCGGGAAUAGUCAACUUUAUUUUAUAUAUUGUUAAUAUCGUGUUUUUGAUCGUUGGCAUCCUUCUGAUCGUGCUGGGCUCGAUCAUGUUGUCCGAUCUUAGUCACUUUGAUAGUGCCGGCGAUGGAACGAACACCAACACCAUCCCCAUUUGCGUCACAGUUUUGGGAUGCCUGAUCUUCGUGGUGUCCUUCUUCGGAUGCUUUGGCAUUUUCAAGCAGAGUGCCUGCAUGACGGGAGCGUACACGAGCAUGGUAUUCGUCCUCUUUAUCCUGCAACUGGUGCUCACCUGCUGGGUGUUCGUGAACCGUAAUGCAUUCCUGGGGGACAUGAGCAAUUUGGUAACGCUGCUCUGGAACUCCAAGGACUAUAAUGCAAUGGGCGUACUGGAGGAAACCUUCGGCUGCUGCGGCAACACCGGCUAUGCCAACUAUAAUGCCAACAAUAUCGCGGUUCCCGGAACCUGUUGCGGCUACUUGGAUCGCCAGCAAACGUGCAACAACCCUUCGGUCUACCAAUCGAGACCCGGCUGCAACUUCAAGUUCGAGCAGUUUUGGGACGACAACAUGGACAUCAUCCGCUGGUCCGGCCUGGGCCUCUGCAUUUUCGACUUGAUCGUCUUCCUGAUCGCCGGCGCCUUGACCAACUGUAUGCGCAACCAGAACGCCGGCCGACAGGGUUAUGCCUAGUCUUCGAGUAAUUUCGCUAAAUAAAUUAUUCCUAACCAAAAAAUAAUUACAUUAACUAGGUAGCAUGCCAAAUAUAUUUAUUAUUACUCCAA
Molecule: messenger RNA, 1103 nt
Organism: Drosophila rhopaloa
Lineage: Eukaryota; Metazoa; Arthropoda; Insecta; Diptera; Drosophilidae
Product: CD82 antigen
Exons: 3
Coding region: 313-1011 (232 amino acids)
Cellular component (GO): membrane
Source: RefSeq, a predicted model, not a curated record